Messenger RNA from Lachancea meyersii CBS 8951, 1338 nucleotides. Lineage: Eukaryota; Fungi; Ascomycota; Saccharomycetes; Saccharomycetales; Saccharomycetaceae. The record is from the annotation of a GenBank genome assembly.
AUGCCAUCAAUGAAUAGUACAAAUGACGUUGUACCAGAUGCUCGACUGAGCUCACCAGUGAAGCUUUCGCCAUCGAAAUUGAGCAUGAAUCAUGGGGCUUUCAUGGCGAACAUUCAGAACGGUCAUAGUCCGAACAGAGACGGAAGUCCUGGGAUAUCCUCGAGCAGUAAAGUUAUAGAAGCGCUACAUUCUCAGAUUGAUAACUUGACGAGAACAAAUUUAGAGCUUACGGUACAAUCGAACAACUUAUUGUCUCGACUUGAGUCUGCAAACAGCACGCACAGCAAGCAAUUGGAAAGCAUCUCUUCGCUAAAGCACGAAAACGAUAACCUGAAUCUCAUGCUUAGUCGUAAGGAAAGGCGAGUCCGUGAGCUCGAAGAGCAGACAGCUAAACUUAAAAAUUCCUAUGAGGAAGCAGCCGUCGACAACAAGUCCUUGCACAGCCAGCUUCAAAAGUUGACGCAGCGGGAAGGCACUCGGGAAGAGCAGUUCCUACAAGUACAAGUGCAGUAUGAUGCUCUUUUAGACGCACAGGGACGAUACCGUGAGCAACAUUCUCGAGAAGUCGAGGAGCUGAGAGCUCAACUGGAGGCCUUCAAAACUGAUCAAGAAGCGCAUGCGUCACGGGCUUUAAAGGCUCUAGCUAAUAACCAGUCGGCGCUGCAAAGCACGCUCGAUGGCUACGCCGACAAGUACCAAAAUCUGGCUUUCGUGGAGAAGGAACAUCACGAGCUGCUGGACCGCGAAUGUGACUCUUUGCGAUCGCAGCUGGCUCUGCCUAAAUGGGAGGAGCUUUACCUAGAAUCACGUCAAAUGGUUUUCGAGUAUGCUGAUAAGACUGAUUUCAAAUUAUCAGCGUCAUUUCUGGAUCAGCAUGGUCGCAACAGGACAAACUCAGACGCAAAGUUACCUCAGACAUGUCAAGAGAGUCACCAGGCUACUUCCAGCAAUGCCUCGAGUCCCAAUCUAAGCUCUUCUUCAGGCUUCAUCAACUCUCAACAAAUUCGGGUUCCAAAGGUGCGCAAUUCGUCGUCUGCUAAAAGAAGCAGUUUCUACGGAACAAACGUUCCAAUAACUGCAUCUCCGGUCCCAGGGGCCCGACAACCCUCAUCUUCAUCAGUCAUAGCAUCGUCUGGAACACUUCCAGGUGUGAGGCGCUCGUCUUCCAUGAGAGGCUCAACGCCGCCGUCCAGAAACUCAUCCGGCGAACGUCCUGGCCCGGAAACCAGCUCUUCUGGCUCGAAAGGCCAUAGUAAGCCCUUUCCAAGUUACAAGAAAAAGAGAAACCCCUCACAGGUGCUUAACAAGCCCAAUGAGAUUGCCUCGAAAUCUCAAUAA